AUGACCAUCAAAUGGUACUUCCAGAGAUGCACACAGAUUGGAUUUGAGGAAGAUACAAGGAAGGAGAUAAGCAAUCAAACAAGAUUAACUGAGUUUCUCCUUGUGGGCUUUUCCAAUGAUCCAGGCAUGCAAAUCCUGCAUGGAAUCUUCUUCCUAAUGGUUUAUUUGACAGCUGUGAUAGGAAAUGGACUCAUCAUCUUCCUCAUCACUUAUUAUCCUCGACUUCAAACUCCCAUGUAUUUCUUCUUGAAGAAUUUGUCAUUUAUAGACCUCUGCUACAUCUCCAUCAUUGUUCCUAAACUUGUUCAUAACUCUUUGAUGCAUAGAAGCUCAAUAUCCUUCCUUGAGUGCAUUUUGCAGGUAUUUUUUUGCAUGUCUUUUGCUUCCACUGAAGUAGCCAUUCUAACGGUGAUGUCCUAUGACCGUUAUGUGGCCAUCUGUCGUCCACUACACUAUGAGGUCAUCAUGAACAGAGGGGCCUGCGGGCACAUGGUAGCAGCUUCCUAUAUCAGUGGGGGGAUCUCUGGAGGAAUGCACACAGCAGCGACAUUUUCUGUAACAUUUACUUCCAAUAGAAUUUAUCAAUUUUUCUGUGAUAUUCCACAAAUUAUUUUGAUAUCAGACUCCAGAAUGAACAUAAAAGAAAUUAGCCUCAUCGCACUUUCUUUGAGUAUUACAAUAGUUUGUUUUGUGUCUAUAAUGUAUUCUUAUGUCCAUAUUUUCUCCACUGUUCGAAGGAUUUCCUCUUCAGAAGGAAGAAACAAAGCCCUCUCCACUAGCAUUCCUCAUCUAUUGGUUGUGACCUUGUUUAUUCUAACUGCUUCCUUGGACUACCUUAAACCACCCUCUGACACAGAGUCAGUUCUAGAUCUCAUUUUGUCUGUAUUUUACAUCGUGCUGCCUCCCUUAUUGAAUCCCAUUAUAUACAGUCUUAGAAACAAGGACAUAAAAGCAGUUCUGGGGAAAAUGCUUAGCAUGGAAAGCUAUAAAUCAAACUAA
This is a messenger RNA of Echinops telfairi (small Madagascar hedgehog), 999 nucleotides long. Its product is annotated as putative olfactory receptor 14L1. Gene Ontology annotation, biological process: G protein-coupled receptor signaling pathway. Gene Ontology annotation, cellular component: membrane. Gene Ontology annotation, molecular function: G protein-coupled receptor activity; olfactory receptor activity; odorant binding. The transcript is spliced from 2 exons. The record is from RefSeq and is a predicted model, not a curated record. NCBI's taxonomy places the organism in Eukaryota, Metazoa, Chordata, Mammalia, Afrosoricida, Tenrecidae. The coding region runs from base 1 to 999 and encodes 332 amino acids.